Cottoperca gobio is the source of this 1996-nucleotide messenger RNA. RefSeq names its product cytochrome P450, family 51 (gene cyp51a1). NCBI's taxonomy places the organism in Eukaryota, Metazoa, Chordata, Actinopteri, Perciformes, Bovichtidae. Gene Ontology annotation, molecular function: oxidoreductase activity, acting on paired donors, with incorporation or reduction of molecular oxygen; heme binding; monooxygenase activity. The transcript is spliced from 10 exons. The record is from RefSeq and is a predicted model, not a curated record. The coding region runs from base 180 to 1679 and encodes 499 amino acids.
UUGGAAUAUUACCAACGGCCCCCAACAUCAACAUCAGAUAACUUGGACAUUUAUCCGCCGUGGAAACUUUGAAUGAGUGGACGUUUAUCUUCCUGAGGACAACGCGAUUUAUUCCAGGUUUUAGUGGGUCUUUGGACCGUUUGUUUUGUGAGAGGACAGAUCCAGCGGAGGAAGUUAAAAUGUCAAUCCACUUUUAUGAAAUGAGCAGUAGACUGCUCGGGGACACUGUUGGUAAAAUAAGCGACAACCUGACCUCGGUGGUGCUGGCAGCUUCUGUCAUCACCCUCACUCUGGGAUAUAUUUCUAAAUUGCUGCUCAAACAGUCCCCUGACAGUGAUCUGAAAUAUCCACCUUACAUACCCUCCAGCAUCCCCUUCCUGGGUCAUGCCAUUGCAUUUGGGAAAAGCCCUAUUGAAUUUCUUGAAAAUGCUUAUGAAAAAUACGGCCCUGUGUUCAGUUUCACCAUGGUGGGGAGCACAUUCACUUACCUGCUGGGCAGCGAAGCCGCCACACUGAUGUUCAACAGCAAGAAUGAGGAUCUGAAUGCUGAGGACGUCUACUCCAGACUGACCACUCCAGUGUUUGGCAAAGGAGUAGCCUAUGAUGUGCCCAACCCCAUCUUUCUGGAACAAAAGAAGAUGUUGAAGACCGGACUGAACAUCGCACAUUUUAAGGACCAUGUGAAAAUCAUCGAAGCGGAGACCAUCGAGUAUUUUCAGAGAUGGGGAGACAGUGGAGAGAGAAACCUGUUUGAGGCCUUGUCUGAGCUGAUCAUCCUGACGGCCAGCAGCUGCCUUCAUGGGAAGGAGAUCCGCAGCAUGCUAAAUGAGCAAGUGGCCCAGCUCUAUGCCGACCUGGACGGAGGAUUCAGCCAUGCUGCCUGGCUCCUGCCUGGCUGGCUGCCCCUGCCCAGCUUCAGGAAAAGGGACAGAGCUCACAGAGAGAUCAAGAACAUCUUCUUCAAGGUGAUUCAGAAACGCAGGCAAUCUGGAGAGAAAGUGGACGACAUGCUGCAGACCCUUGUCGAUGCCAGCUACAAAGACGGACGACCCCUGAAUGAUAACGAGAUUGCGGGGAUGCUGAUUGGUCUCCUCCUGGCGGGUCAGCACACGUCUUCCACCACCAGCGCCUGGUUGGGUUUCUUCCUGGCCAGGGACAAAGCUCUGCAGGAGAAAUGCUACGGCGAGCAGAAGGCUGUGUGUGGAGAAGAUCUGCCUCCGCUCGACUUGGAUCAGCUGAAAGAUCUCAGCUUGUUGGAGCGCUGUUUGAAGGAAACUCUGCGUCUACGCCCACCCAUCAUGACCAUGAUGAGGAUGGCUCGCUCUCUUCAGACGGCAGCAGGAUACACCAUCCCUGUGGGCCACCAGGUCUGCGUCUCCCCGACUGUCAACCAGCGUCUGCAGGACACCUGGGUGGAGAGGAUGGAGUUCAGUCCUGACCGCUACCUCAACGACAACCCAGCUGCAGGGGAGAAGUUCGCCUACGUGCCGUUUGGAGCCGGACGCCAUCGCUGCAUCGGGGAGAACUUCGCCUACGUCCAGAUCAAAACCAUCUGGUCCACUUUACUUCGCCUGUACGACUUUGACCUGGUGGACGGAUAUUUCCCCACAAUCAACUACACUACAAUGAUUCACACUCCUCACAACCCCGUCAUCAGAUACAAGAGGAGAACACAGUGAGAGGAGAACACAGUGAGAGGCUCACAGCGAAGACACGAGGAAACAUCCUGAGUGUUUGAAGUGAAGCUGUAACUUCCUGGGACUUGAGUUUAGGAACAUUUAGAUGACUGCACUUCGCUUUGCCUAAAUGUCCAACCGUUAAGGUUUUGUGCUUCUUUCUGCCCUUUUUCAUAAAUAAAGUGUUCUUUAAAAAGGUGAGUUUUACUGGUCAGUAAGUUGAGUUACCGAGCACUGACUAUCUUUAGCUGAACGGAGUUACAGUGUUUCAAUGCACAGGCUGUGUUGUUCUUAGACCUUGAAUAAAACUGUAAAAUGUC